GCAGAACAGCAUCUUAUAAAAUGGUUUCGUUAAUGACAAGCGUCAGAGUCACUACCUCUCUUUAUCAUUUGUGCGCUUGUACCGCAAGGACAUUGACCACGAGCGCGAUGCCAAGUCCUAAGGAUGAGGCGAAAGAGGUGAUUAUCAACUAUUUGGAUGGGAAGGACAAUGGCAUCGCUGUCUUGGGAUUGAACAGGUCUGCAGCUCGGAACUCCUUCGGGAAGACUUUGGUCUCUCAGUUGAACGAAGCACUGGCCUCCAUCAGAGAGAACAACAAACUGAGAGUGCUGAUAAUUCGCAGUUUGGUUCCGAAGAUAUUCUGCGCCGGAGCAGACUUACGAGAGAGAUUCAAAAUGGACAGUUCCGAAGUGCCGCGAUUCGUGUCUUCUCUGAGAAGUCUCAUAACCGACGUGGAGACCCUGCCAACGCCAGUGAUCUCGGCCAUCGAUGGUGCAGCGGUGGGCGGAGGACUGGAGCUUGCGUUGGCCACCGAUAUCAGAGUCGCCUCCUCCGAGGCAAAGAUGGGCCUCGUAGAAACGAAACUGGCCAUAAUUCCAGGUGGUGGCGGAACUCAGAGACUUCCAAGGAUAAUCGGAGUAGCCAAGGCUAAGGAACUGAUCUACACUGCACGGAUUCUGGAUGGCGAGCAGGCGAUGCAGAUCGGUUUGGUGAACGAGGUAGUUCCGCAAAACAAGGCCGGUGACGCCGCUUACCAAAUGGCCCUCUCAAUCGCGAGAGAAAUCUUGCCUAACGGUCCUAUCGGUGUUAGAUUGGCAAAAGUGGCUAUAUCUAAAGGAACGGAAGUAUCUCUAGAAGAUGGUUUGGAGAUCGAGGGGCAGUGCUAUAGUAAACUUAUCGACACGAAGGACAGAAUUGAAGGACUCACCGCUUUCGCGGCGAAACGUGUACCUAUCUACCAAGGCGCUUAAAAACUCAUGGCAUCGCCAUAACAAACGCUUAAUUCACAUAUCAUGAAACGGAUAUAUUUUAUAUGCGUUUUACAUCGCGCAAGAUAUACUGUGUGUGUGUGUGUGUGUGUGUGU
Molecule: messenger RNA, 1043 nt
Organism: Pogonomyrmex barbatus (red harvester ant)
Lineage: Eukaryota; Metazoa; Arthropoda; Insecta; Hymenoptera; Formicidae
Product: methylglutaconyl-CoA hydratase, mitochondrial
Biological process (GO): fatty acid beta-oxidation
Cellular component (GO): mitochondrion
Molecular function (GO): catalytic activity
Source: RefSeq, a predicted model, not a curated record